Molecule: messenger RNA, 2927 nt
Organism: Vespa crabro (European hornet)
Lineage: Eukaryota; Metazoa; Arthropoda; Insecta; Hymenoptera; Vespidae
Product: synaptic vesicle glycoprotein 2B-like
Exons: 11
Coding region: 144-1796 (550 amino acids)
Biological process (GO): transmembrane transport
Cellular component (GO): membrane
Molecular function (GO): transmembrane transporter activity
Source: RefSeq, a predicted model, not a curated record
GAGAGGAAAGGUGGUGUAUAAUGAAACCCUCCUUUUCGUCGUUCAUUUCUCAGUUAGCUUCUCGACGAUAUAUUUUGUUUCCGCAUAUAAAACAACAUCGUGAUUUCUAAUAAGAAAUUUAUUCCUGAGAUUCCAUCGGUAAGAUGUCACCUAACAGUAUGAACGAGAUAAAUGAAAAAAAGAGCAUAGACGAUCGUAAUCAUUCAUGUGUACAAAGUACAAAAUUGGCAGCCGAUUUUGAGACCGCGAUAACAGCGACCGGAUAUGGGAAAUUUCAUAUUUUAUUAUAUCUAGCUUUAGUACCGGUUUCUUGGGCAUCGAGUUUUGAUACUGGCAACAUAUCUGUCAUAUUACCUGCCGCCGAAUGCGACUUGCAAUUAACACUCAUUCACAAGGGAAUUUUAAAUGCCGUCAUUUAUGUCGGUAUGGUAACGAGCGCAUUGAUAUGGGGAUAUCUGGCCGACGUGAAAGGUAGAAAAUCAAUUUUAAUUUAUGGUUUUAUGGCCGACGGAAUAUGUAACGUAUUGUCAGGAUUUUCGCAAAAUUUCGCAACUCUCGUGUUCUUUAAAUUUAUCAGUGGAUUCAUAAUAAGCGGCCCGUACGCCGGAACGAUGUCAUAUUAUUCCGAAUUUUAUGGUGCCAAAGUUAGAUCGAGGAUCACGCUUAUUGUCGGCUUCACUGUUACGGCUGGAUGCGUUAUGAAUUCAGGUCUUGCUUGGCUGGUUGUACCACAAAAUUGGUCGAUCGAACUUUGGGAUGGUUAUUUCGUAUACAAUUCUUGGAGAAUAUUUUUAUCUUUGUGCGGUGUACCAACAUUGAUCGGUGUAUUCCUGAUUUCAUUUUUCCCGGAGAGUCCGAAAUUUCUUAUGAGCCAAGGACGUACGGAUGAAGCUUUGAAGGUUUUCCGACAAAUUUAUAGAAUAAACACUGGCAAACCAGAGGAGGAUUAUCCGAUAAACGAAUUGGUCGACGAGUUCGAGAUGAAAAAUUUUACGGACGUUUCUACGAGAGAUAAGAUCGUUCCAGCUAAGAGAACAUUCAAAAGUGGUUUACUUCAAAUGAAACCAAUCUUCUUCAAACCGUAUAUAUUCCGAUUGAUUUUGAUCCUGACUCUACAAUUUUGCAGUAUGCUCGCUCUCAACACAAUCCGAUUAUGGCAGCCUCAACUUUUCGCGAUAUUGCAAGACUUCAAUCCAAUCGAUUUCAAUAUUACCGAUUACGAGCCAGCAUUUUGUGAAAUAUUGGAUGCCGUCACUUAUUCGUCAGCACAGAACGCAAACUUAACUAACAAUAUUAUCGAGGUGACAAAUUGUUCGAAGAUCGUGAUACCGGAGAGCAUGUAUAUAGAUUCGACUAUAGUUUCGACAGCUGCGAUAUUUUUCCUCUUCGUCGCUAGCAUGUUCGUGACUUUAUUGGGCCACAAAAAUCUUUUAUACAUUUGUUACACGAUAUGUUUCUUAUCUCUGAUAUCAAUAACUUGGUCGACGAGUUAUUUAUUGACAUUGGGAUUGACCUGCCUCUUCGUCGGUAUAAUGAUGACAACAUUGAACAUUGUAGUAGGGGCCACUGUACUUUUAUUCCCAACUUCAUUAAGAACGAUGGCAGUAAGUUUGGUAAUGAUGAUAGGAAGAUCUGGAUCUCUGAUCGGCAAUGUCGUGUUUCCGGUAUUGCUCGAGUACGGAUGCAUAGCUCCGAUCAUGACGAUAGCUUGCUUUCCCCUAUUUGGUAUCGUAUUGGCAUAUUUCAUACCGAACAGUAAGAAUAAAAAUGAGAAAAACGUCGAGUCUGGAUCAUAAAAAAAAAAACGCGAAAAAUAAAAAAGAGAGAGAGAGAGAAAAGUAACGAUAUAUAUAUAUAUAUAUAUAUAUCAAUGAUCGAAAAGUAGAUAUUUGUCUUAUUAAUCGGAACUAGUAAUGAAAUUUUGCGAUUAUGAUGAAUAUAUGAUCGAGGAAAACGAUUAUGACCAAUUAAAAAGGCGAAACGAAACAUUGAUGGUCCGAUACGGAUCCGUUUCGAAAGAAGACAAGAAUUAUCGUUCAGGAUGAAUCUUCCGUUUUUUCUUUUUUUUUUUUUUUUUUUUUUUUUGGAAGAAGGGGAGUGGAUAGGGAGGACUGGAGAUCGACGAGCGUAUUUUUUGUUCCUUUUUUUUUCUUUUUUUUUUUUUCGUAUUAGAAUCGAGUCGAGACUUUAGGAUCAAAGAGAGGAGAAUAGGAAUGGACACAAUGAGAAGAUUGAGAGCAGAGAGUGCAACACGUACGAACGGAGGCCUUGGGUUUCACUUUCGACACAUCCUGGAGAGCCCUCCAGCCUUCACCCACAUGCUCGCUCUCCUCUAUCCUUUUUCUACACCUUCUUCUUCUUCUUCUUCUUUUUCUUCUUCUUCUUUUUAUUCAUCAUCUUCUACUUCCUCCUCUUUUUCUUUUUCUUUUUUAUUAAUCGUCAUCAUCAUCAUCACCAUCAUCAUCAUCAUCAUUUUCUUCUUCUUUUUCAUCGUCAUCCUAUCUUCUCUUCGUAAUCGCAAGUAAACGUUUCUUUUUUUCUUUAAUUUUCCAAUUACAAUUGGAACUCGUUAUACUCGCGCGUGUAUAUACGGGAUGGUUCAAAAUGUUCCUAGGUAAUGUUAUAAAAAUUAAUUACCAUGUUUUUUUGUUUUUUCUUUUUCUUUUUUUCUUCUUCCUCCUUCAGAUUACAGUAACAUUAAUCUAGGAACUUUUGAAAGAUUACCUAGGAAUUUUUUUUUAUGUGUACAUAUAUAUAUAUAUGUAUGUAUAUAUAUAUAUAUGUGUGUGUGUGUGUGUAAGUAUGUGUGUACGUAAACGUUAUAUACGAGUUAGACGUAAGUUAUAGGCUAUAUAUAUAUAUAUAUAUAUAUAUAUAUAUAUAUUUAUUAGAUUAUGUUUAGAAAUUGAUUAAGAAACGUUUGAAAA